GAAAACGGGGAUGGCAGCAAUCAGCCUUCACCCAAGCACAAUAGGUGGCGGUAAUGCACCAAUAACGUAGGAUGCCUACCGAGGUUAAACCCUGCUGAAGAGGAUGGAAUACUCUUGCUAUUUUUUUCGUUAGCCAUCUGAUGUAUCUAGAUCCAGAUAAAGCAGUCCAGAAAUUGUAAAUACAGACACAGCUCUUAAAUAGAUAAACAUCUGCAACUCCCUUUGCCUUAUGGAUCCAGAAGACCCCAAGCUUACGAACGCGUUUGUGAAGUUGCACAUCAUAUUGAAGGAUUCAAAGGCCAUGGGGAUCCGAGAGAAGCUCAACCCCAAGAAAUUAUCUUCUGAUGAGGACCUGGUACCUACACCCAGCUUUAAACAAAAUUACCAAGCCAAAAGAAAGAUACAACCUGAUCGUCUAUCGAGAUAUGAACUGGAACGGUUGGAUAACAUCAGACAAAACCAAGAGUUUCUGUCCUCCAUAAAACUGCUUGAGGAUUCAGUUGAGAAGGAAGACGAAGACAAAGAAUAUGAUGAAGAUGUGGAGGAGAUGGUUCUGAGCGAAUACCGUAGUAAUCUGAAGGACAUGGAGCUGAGUGAGUUUGGAGGAGCAGCUAAGGUGAUGAAUGACAGUAUCUUCUCAGCAGCCUUCCACCCCUGUACCAGUCGUCUGCUCAUGGCAGCUGGGGACAACAGCGGUGAAGUUGGGCUGUGGAUACCUGACUCUGAUAUGGGUGAUAACGAUGUGUUGCUGUUUGAGCCACACACUAAGCCAGUGGUCUGCAUGGCGUUUUCUAGGUCACAUCCUACAGAUCUGCUGACCCUCAGCUGUGAUGGGACGCUACGGAGCACAAAUGUGAAGAAGGCCGUUUUUGAUGAGUUUGUUUCGGCAACUAGAAUCAAUGUCGGAUUUUUCUCUAGUGUAGUUAGCAUUUACGAUGUUCGGUGUAUGAAGGAGUCGUCCAACAAGCCAGUCUCCCAGCUUCUUGGUCACUCAGAUAGCAUCUCUGGUGCUUAUUUCUCCCCUGGUACUGGCAACAGAGUACUGACCUCCUGCCUAGACGACAGCAUUAGGAUUUAUGACACCUCUGAAAUAACCCACAAAGCUCCACUACUGACUCGCAUCAAACAUGGCAUGGAAACUCAACCCUGGAUGUCUGAUCUGGCAGCGGUGUGGGACCCCAAGAAGGAAGACUGCUUUGUGGUGGGCAGCAUACAGCAGCCUCGCAGAAUGCAGGUGUUCCAUGAGGGUGGGCAGCUCCAGCACUCUUUCCAGCACCCAAAAAUGACCAAGGUACUCUCUGUCACAUUAUUCCAUCCUCACAGGAAUGCUUUGCUCGGGUGUAACGCACGCGGAAAAAUGUACGUCUUCACCGACUGAGAGGAGUGAUCCGGGAUGUGUUUACAAAACAAUAAUGCUGACCUAGAAUCAGAAACCCUGACGAUUAUUUAUUUUGAUUCAGAACGCUAAACUGAUUGUAGAACAGCAUUCCUACUCUUACUUCAUAAAUAUGGACCAAGAGCUUGAUUUUAGGAAAUGUUGUGUUUUACAGUUUUUCUCAAUCGCUUUGGCCCAGUUCUCAAAUGAGAAUUAUAUUUUUUCAAAACGAUAAGUUCAUAUCUCUGAACUGUUAGUUUCUUGCUCACACCAGAUUAGAAUUUCGUAAGAAAAUUGCAUGUGUUGUGGCUCAUUUUCAAGAAUUUAUUAAUUGUUUUGGGUUUGUUACUUCAUUUUGCAGACAUGCCAUAGAGUUGUGAUAUACCAUGAAACAGUUGUGACAAUUGCACUUUGAGGUUAGAAAAUGUUAAGACUGUUUAAAUUUUUUUUGCAAAAGCAAUUGGAAAUAACUGUAAAAAAAUAUAUAUAUAUUUGUUUAUGCGCAAGCAGCCUUUUUUUAUUGUUACGUCUAUGUUUGUCUUUUGUGGGGGGAUAUUUUGUCUGAUGAAAGAACUUUUUUUCUGUAUGGGUUGGGCUGGCAAAUUUAGUUUUUAAUGGUUUUGGUAGCCAGAAAACCUCCUAGUGAAGCUGUUGUGCCUUUGUAUCACCUCUAGAUGGAAGGGAUGUAACACAUAUUAGGCAAGUUUGCCCUUAAACUAUACUUCACACUGUAGCUUCACAGUAGCACCGGUUACAAGGAAACAAAACAGUUUAUAAGAGCCUGGACAAAAAAUAUCUCAAAUGUUAUUAAAACCAAAUUUACAUAGCAAAUUGAUAAACUCAGUUCACCUCUCUUUGUUCCAUAUGCAUUAGAAAGUGUGGGAUUUGCAUGUAUUUCAUUCUGAUUGAUCAAUAAAUGAUUCCAUAAUGUUAAAGUGAAAAUGUUUUUUGUUCACAAAAAUCUAACAAAACAUUCAAGUCCAUAAUGAAAAUAAUCUGCCAACCCUAACUAAUACCGUACCUUAACUUUUAUCCUAACCUUAAAUGCAGGGGCAGCGAUUGUUUAGCUUGAGGCUGCAU
Messenger RNA from Esox lucius (northern pike), 2455 nucleotides. RefSeq names its product WD repeat domain 76 (gene wdr76). Lineage: Eukaryota; Metazoa; Chordata; Actinopteri; Esociformes; Esocidae. Gene Ontology annotation, biological process: regulation of DNA damage checkpoint. The record is from RefSeq and is a predicted model, not a curated record. Gene Ontology annotation, molecular function: DNA binding; protein binding. Gene Ontology annotation, cellular component: nucleus.